GUAUGAACCAUGAGUCCAAUAAAUCACAAUCAUUAGGAAUGAUCUCCACGGCAACUCGCACCACGGCCACUGUCAGUCCCCUCAGCCCACUAACCAAUGGGAACGCAGUUGCUCAGUCUGCAAACUCCGGAUUCGCCGCUGCCCUGCGUAAACUGGCCAAACAGGCCGAAGAUCCCAGAGGUUCUGCCAUCAGCGGUGAGUCGUCUCCAGUCUCUUCUCCGGCCACCAGCCACAGCUCGCCAGUCUCCACCCCUAAGCGGGGCUCAUUAGGGCCCCUCCUUGGCCAGACCAGGGGUCACAGUGUCCCCGGCACCCCUCCAGUAGUCACCAUUGCCCCCACCAAGACCAGCAACGGCCUGUGGAGGGCCGACGGACGACAGGUGGAUCCGAGUGUUCUCAGUAGGGAGUGGGUGGAGAACACCCAUCCACAGCAGGGUAAGAGGACUCCGCCCACCCAUUCACCUCACCACCUGGCUCAUCACUUUGGUCUAACCCCCAGCUCUGUAAUGCAGGACCCUAGGAUACAGAGCCUUAGUUUGCCUGGGCAGAUGCACCCUGGUGUGCCCUCGGUUGGCAUCCCAGAGGAGUACCUGAGAGCGCUCCGGCCCUUCGCCACCUCAGAUGACCUUCGAAUGGCCUCCCUUCCCAUGAGUUUGGACCCUGCCCAUGCUGCACACGCUGCAGCCGCUGCUGCUUACUAUCAUCCUGCCUACCUGCACCACCAGUUGUCCUUACAAAGGAUGGACGAGUCCAUGUGUCUUUCUGCUCUGCGCUCACAGUUCUACUCUGUGCCUGGAGGGGGCGCCUUCUCUCAUCUUCACCCCUCUGCCCUCCACAUGCACCUACCCGGAGGCCGCUACCCCGGAGAAAUGAACCAUACAGCAGCGCUGGCAGAAAGGCUACAGAUGGAGAAUGAGCUCCGCCAGCGAGAGAGAGAGCAAGAGCGUGAACGAGAGAAAGAAAGGGAGCGCGAGGCCGGGAUGGAACGAGAGAGGGAGAGGGAGGAGGAGCGGGAGAGAGAGCUGGACAGACAGAAGGAGAGGCAGAGGGAGAGACAGCAGCAGAUGGUCCGAGCAGCCGAGAGCCACUACCUGGCUGAGCUGCAGGCUCGCAGGGCCCCACCGGAGGAGAGGGCCAGGCCAGGGGAGAGGCUGACCCCAAACAGACUGGAUAAAAACAAGGAUUCAGAGCACCCAGGUUUCCCAUCACCCAAACAUCUGUCCCUGCAGCCUGGUCUUCACUCCUCCAGAGGCUCCAUCCCACACCCUGUGCCCAGCUUGGUGCCUUCUCACCUGGGGAAGCAUCAUGCUGGCUCCGGGGGGAUCCAUGGAGCUCUUGCAGCUGCCAUGAUGACUCAGAGGGCCAGCGAGGCGGCAUGGUUAUCAAGGCAACGAGGGCAAGGGCAGGAGAGGGAGGGUCCGCUGGAGCAGGGCCUCAGGUCCCCCGGGAAAGGGGUGGAGCUGAGGAGAGACAGUCACAGAACCAAUUCAGUCCAUCACAACCAUUCAGGCAACAAAGACGCACCUCCCUGCCUCGGCGCUCCUCCUCCCCUCAUCUCCCCCAAAGGUCACCAUCAUGCCCCUGCCCCUCCGACUACACUGUGGAACCCAGCUUCCCUUGUCGACACCCCCGCAGACUCCCGCAGAAAACUCAACCCUGCUACACCGCCCAGUAGGCCGCCUCCAGGACUGACGAGAGUCGACAGGCCACCUCUGAGCUGGGGGGAGAAGCUGGAGGAGGGAGGCAGGAGGAGAGGGGAGGGCACAGAGAGGUACACCUCAUUAAGGGGAGCCAGUUUACAAGAAGCAGGUUCCUGGAACAAGGCAGAGCAAGACAGAGCCAUCCAGAGCCUCUAUCAGCGGCAUCACAUGAGUAACCUCCACCAGAGAGCCUGUGCCCCUCCCACAGUUCAGGGUACCUGCCCCGACCUGGUGGGUCGGAGUCAGGCCUCGUCUCCGUCUCCGGUGAGGGAGCGACAGAGUCAGCCGCCUGACAGCAUGCUGGUGUAUGACGAGGUUCUGCAGCAGCACCGCCGGCUGCUUAGCAAACUGGACAUGGAGGAGAAGAGGAGGAAGGAGGCCAGAGAAGGAGGUUUUUACUAUGACCAGGACGAAUCAUAUGAUGAGAGUGACGAGGAGGAGGUGAAAGCCCAUCUGAGGAGAGUGACAAAACAGCCCCCACUCAAACUGGAUGCAUCCUCUGAGAAAGUGGAUUUUCUACGUGUAUGCGGUCUGACCACACUGGCCAAUCGCGAUGAGAUUCUGGCACGGAAGAGGAGGAAGAGAAGGAGGAUGAUGAGGGAGCGCAGCCUCUCUCCGCCGACCGUGCGGGGCAAGAGGAAGGCCACUUCACCUUCAACACCUACACCUUCCCUAACCACACCGUAUUCUGCCGAGCAGAUGGACAACACCCCCGAACUGCAUGAGAAAAAAGACUUCCUCCAUAUGUUCAACCUUUCCCAUGUCAGCCCACAGCAGAGGAGAGAUAAGGAGAGGACAGAGGAGCUGCUGAAUGCCAUUCAGAAGAAGACUGUGACAUUAGACACGCUCAGAUAUAAUCCUUUACCUCCGUGUAUCAGUCCCCCUGCUCCCUCCAAUGGUGACUCCUCAUCAGCCCCCCUGCCUAGCCAAUCAAAUGGACAUCAUUACCCAGACUCUCCCAGCCCUUCCCCUCCCUAUUUACACAAACCCAAACAUCCCCCCCAUAACGACACAUUCAAACCCUCUUCGGACUCCCACGUGGCCCGCAUCCCUCCAGCCUUGGCCCCCCAUCAUGUAAAACGUGAAUUUAUGGAGACUCAGCCAAACAGGAACCUCCAGGGCCUCCAGAAUGGCGUUGUGGCUUCUCCUCAGAAAAAGGAGCCAAAUCCUGGGCCGAAUGGACGGAGUAGGCCCUGGGAGAGGUUCACACCAGAGGGCUUCGCUCAGCACUUCCACCAGGCUGUGCUGCAGUCCACACACAACACACUGCAGAACAAAGGAGUCUCAAAUUGUGUCCCUGAAGCUGGCAUGAAGACGGACCGCUUGUUGCCUCACAGCAUCUCUCAGCUGAAAAGUUCAUCUCACCUCGCCCCUCAGCAUUCACAUGUCAACGGCCAUCAUGUCCAUUCCCUUGUAGCCAGCGGAGAACUUCCAGUGCCGCGGGAAAACCUGUCUGAUGAGGGUGAGGAAGAGUCUGGUCAGGAGGAGGAAGAGGAGGAAGAGGAGAUGGAAGAAGCGCCCAGGAAGUGGCAGGGUAUCGAAGCCGUGUUUGAGGCCUACCAGGAGUAUACGGAUGAAUGGAGCAUAGAGAGGCAGAUUCUUCACAGUCAGUGUAAGAGACUUGAAGCACAGAAUUACAAUCUGACCAGAACUGCAGAGCAGCUCUCUCUCAAUAUGGGGGAGCUGGUGAGUCAGAGGCAGAAAGUGCGAGAGGAGAGGGAGAGACUGCAGGCCCAGCUGGAGCACUUCAGGCGGUGUUUGACGCUACCUAACAUUCACUGGGGCAGGGGGCAAGUGAACGGGCACACGCAGAGGUGACCUCUGACACACACUCCCUGACAGACACACCUCUGACAGCAAAGGAACAGUAACAGGAACAAGACUAGAGCCAGAACACUCUCUGCACUUGAAGCACUUGAAAGAGACAAUCCUUGUCUUGUUACCCCUGCUGGCCAAUCAGUUAUAUUAUUGAACUGAUUACCUGCCAUGUUGCCACGGUAACCGUAAAUCAUGGUGGCCAUAUGGUGUGGGCGUUCUCGCUCUCCCUCAUUCUGCCUAUGGAUUGUAACAACACUGUGUAGGUGAAACAGCAUCUUCGCCAGAGUAACGCUAACCACUCCCACUAGUCCCAGAUUUAGCUUUAAGGACUCUCCACCAUUUAGCUCACAUCAAUUUUUGCAUCAAAUGUAUUGAUUUACACUAAUGAGAUGUAUCACUCGUCACAAAUCUGUAGCCUCUCUGGACAGCAAUGAUAAGAGAGUAAGCGUGCAGCGGUCACUUGGUGAAGGAAUCAAAGCACACCUCAGGCCUUAAACUUGAUAGGAUGCACUUGAAGUGAAAUUGGAGGAAAUACUUGAUCGUCCUGUGUGGUAAAAUAUUUUAGCCUCUAUUAGCACCGUAUCUAACGGAUGUGUGCUGGUAAAGCUUCUGCAGAGGAUAGAAAACUGCUAAAAGAUAGAAUCUAUAUAAUGGAAAAUGGUAUCAUUGAAGUUUUUUGAGGUUUUAAUAAAUUUUCCAUUGGUAAUGUCACUUGUGGUAGAGGAAGAAUUUUCGUAUGUUUUACUGUUUUAACCAUUUCUUGUGGGAAGCCAUAUGUUUUGUUUAAAGUGCUGCUGGUCAGAAUAAAAAAAUGUUUAGAAAUGAAGGAUGCUAUAGCAGUUGUAUUUGAAAAAUGGUAUGUGAUGUCAAAAGGUUUGAGGGUUAGCCUUCAUGCACUGGGCGUUGGACGACAACGUGGCAAAUGUGAGUUUUAUUCACACCAAGAGUCUGGUUCAACCAAGAGUCUGUCCCACCACACGGUUAGAGAUGUCAAUUAAACUUGAAGAGUUGAUAUUAUCAAAGGUCUUUUGCAAUAUUCUACAAAUGUUCAUAAUAAUUGGCACUGAGAGAAAAUACUGUAUUUAUAAACAUACUGUCCAACUUUUGAAUUGUUUCCCUUAUCUGAAAAACUGUUUAAUUACUUAAAUGCCAAAUGAUUGAGUUCCAUUUCAGUAAUGUUAAAACUGAUAACCGUCUGUUUGUAACAAAAAGCAUAACAUUUACUUUUCUUUUUCUAUGAGAUUUAUUUUUGUUCAAGCCAGGUAAAACAAGAUGCCCCUUUCCUUCCUAUCUGAAAAUUGGAAUCCCAGGAGCCCAUUCCUACAAGCACAAGCUAUAGUAGCAAUCUCCCAAAAAUCUCCUGACCCGCCUGCGUCACCUGCUGUGAAAUCCUGCAUAUUUGUUUCAAUCAGUUAUGUAAUGUAUUAUUUGGGCUGUAUAAUUGUGAUGAAUUAUUUAUUAACAUAAAUUGCUGUACAUUCUGAUGGAAAUUUACAAUAAAAUAUUUGUAAAAUGUA
Molecule: messenger RNA, 5035 nt
Organism: Gymnodraco acuticeps
Lineage: Eukaryota; Metazoa; Chordata; Actinopteri; Perciformes; Bathydraconidae
Product: genetic suppressor element 1-like
Source: RefSeq, a predicted model, not a curated record